ACCGGGGCCAAGUACAAGAUCGAGGUGUCCCUCCGGCCCGGCACCGUCCAGGCCACCACAAUGGCCAUUGGGGGUGUCAAUGUCCCACUGGAAGAGAAAUCAAGGGAUAUACAGGUGGCCUCUUACACAGGGAUCUACGACACAGAAGGGGUGACCCAUACGAAGAGCGGGGAGAGACAGCCCAUCCAGGUCAACAUGCAGUUUAAAGACAUUGGUCUUUUUGAAACAGUCUGGCAAGUCAAAUUCUACAACUACCACAAACGAGAUCAUUGCCAAUGGGGAAACAGUUUUGGUAGCAUUGAGUAUGAAUGCAAACCAAAUGAAACACGCAGUCUUAUGUGGAUCAAUAAAGAGACCUUCCACUGA
Pterocles gutturalis (yellow-throated sandgrouse) is the source of this 366-nucleotide messenger RNA. RefSeq names its product cannabinoid receptor interacting protein 1 (gene CNRIP1). The record is from RefSeq and is a predicted model, not a curated record. Gene Ontology annotation, molecular function: type 1 cannabinoid receptor binding. Gene Ontology annotation, biological process: negative regulation of signaling receptor activity. The transcript is spliced from 3 exons. NCBI's taxonomy places the organism in Eukaryota, Metazoa, Chordata, Aves, Pterocliformes, Pteroclidae. The annotation marks the transcript as partial. Gene Ontology annotation, cellular component: plasma membrane.